Hippocampus zosterae (dwarf seahorse) is the source of this 885-nucleotide messenger RNA. Its product is annotated as chaperone protein DnaJ-like. Gene Ontology annotation, biological process: protein refolding. Gene Ontology annotation, cellular component: cytoplasm. Lineage: Eukaryota; Metazoa; Chordata; Actinopteri; Syngnathiformes; Syngnathidae. Gene Ontology annotation, molecular function: Hsp70 protein binding. The transcript is spliced from 3 exons. The record is from RefSeq and is a predicted model, not a curated record.
AUGAUCCUGAUCGCCGCUCUGAUGCCCUGCAGCUGGGCGAUGAUCGACCGCACCUACUACACCCGCCUCGGCCUCAACGUCACCGCCACCUAGGCCCAGAUCCGGGAUGCCUACCGGGCCAUGUCCAAGAAGUACCACCCCGACCGUGUCAAGGCUGAGCAACGCGAGGCUGCGCAGACCGCCUACCAGGAAAUCAACGUGGCCUACGAGGCGCUUAACUACGCGCAGUUCAUCCAGUCGAUCACCAAGGACCCGCCUAUCCGUAUCAGGCACAACGUUGCUCUCAAGGACAAGUUUGCGGAGAAGAAGCUGACCUUCUCGGCCCGGAAGAACAGUGCCUGUCCACACUGCGAUGGCACAGGGGCCUUCUCACCCGGUCAUAUGGGUGAUUGCAGGGAGUGCAAGGGUAAGGGCUUUGUGGAACGAAAACAGAUGUUCCAAGGUGGCUACUACAACGUGAUCCGUGACCUCUGCCCACGCUGCAAGGGCAAAGGCAAGUCCCCGACCAAGCCCUGCUCCCACUGCAAGGGCACUAGGCUGGCCACCACCGACAAGUAUUAUACCAUCGAUCUCAAGCGAAGCAUGCCCGCCACUUUCGAGAUGGUGAUCCCGAACCUCGGGGACGAACGGGCCCAGGGUGUGCCUGCCGAUGCAAUUGUGACGUUCUCGGAACUGCCCGACAAGGACUUCCGCAGGGAGGGAGAGAAGGAUCUCCUGCUGCACAUGGAUGGACGGGCCAUCGCGAUCGAGAAGGACGGGGUCAGCCAGCCAGACGAGAUAUUCAGGGUGAGAGGAGAGGGCAUGGUUGAUGACCAUGACUCGGGGGAUCUUCUGGUCAAGCUCAAGGUCAGGCUGCCCCCGCUGUCCCCGCAGAAGGCCGAGUAA